Molecule: messenger RNA, 3210 nt
Organism: Salvelinus sp. IW2-2015
Lineage: Eukaryota; Metazoa; Chordata; Actinopteri; Salmoniformes; Salmonidae
Product: tubulin-specific chaperone cofactor E-like protein
Molecular function (GO): protein binding
Source: RefSeq, a predicted model, not a curated record
AGACGUUUCAUAAAGCUACGUCAUUUCCGGGAUGAUAGAGGGGCAAUGACAGCUUGAUCAACAACAAGACAUUUACACAGAACAGAUCAAUAAAGUGUCUACUCACACGUGGUGUCUGCGUGUCCCUCCUGUUCACCUAGCAGCCCCUCACUGGAGAGAAGUCUGAAGGAGGAGGGCUCAGUCUCUCUUCCCCUGCCCAGCCAGCCACUAUGGAACCUUCUCUGCAGAAACCCACAAUGASCUGUGAUAGUGGACUGGUGGAGAGGAACAUUGCUGGAGCCGACCCAGAGGGGAUGUGGGACAGUGGSGCCGUGGAUCCACCCGAGGAGGAGGGCCGCACCUUCAUGCAGGUUCUCAGCGAGAAGUACAGCCCGGAGAACUUUCCGUACCGCCGAUGGCCCGGCAUGGGCAUGGUGGUAGUGCCAACUCUCCCACAGGGCUCGCCCUUGAAAGAUCGUUUGAACCUUCCCAGUGUGCUCGUCCUGGCUGGCUGUGGAAUCAGCCAUGCGGGAGAGCAGAGAGAGAUCGCAGCCUUCUGUGCCCARGUGAUGGAGCUCGACCUGUCCCUCAACAAGCUCCAGGACUGGCAUGAGAUCAGUAAGAUUGUGUCAAACAUCCCCAACCUGGACUUCCUCAACCUGAGCUCCAACCCGCUAAGUGAGGUUGUCUUGGAGCCUAGCGGUGCUAAGGCCUUUGCCCGAGUCCGACGCCUGGUCCUCAACAACACUAAAGUUUCCUGGAACACAGUGCUCGUACUAACACGGGAGAUGCCUGAGCUGGAGGAGCUGUUCCUGUGCCUUAAUGAGUACACUACCGUGUCAGCCUCUACUGUGCCCUGCCCCACACUGCGCCUGCUGCACAUCACCGACAACAACCUGCAGGACUGGGCCGAGGUGCGCAAGAUUGGGCCCAUGUUCCCCGGCCUGGAAACUCUGGUCAUGGCCAACUGCAACCUGAGCUCCAUUCAGGACGCCGAAGACAUGCUGCGGCGCCUCUUCCCCAACCUACGCAGCAUCAAUCUGAACAACUCAGGUCUUAACCGAUGGGAGGACAUAGAGAAGCUGAACCAGUUUCCUAAACUGGAAGAUGUGAGGCUGCAGGGGAUUCCCUUACUGCAGACCUAUACCAACACAGAACGCCGGAGCCUCAUGGUAGCACACCUGCCCUCUGUAUCAUCGCUCAAUGGCAGUGUGGUGACGGACGGGGAGAGAGAGGACUCCGAGAGGUUCUUCAUCCGUUACCAUGUCGACUACCCAGAGGAGGAGCUACCUUACAGGUAUCACUGCCUGGUGACCAAAUACGGGAAGCUGGAACCCUUGGCUGAGAUCGACCUUCGACCCCGCUGCCACGCCAAGGUGGAGGUGCACUGCGAGGACAAAGUGGAGGAGGUGAGUAUCCGCCUGGACCAGACCGUGGCCGAGCUGAAGAAACAGCUGAGGACAGUGGUGCAGCUGUCGGCCAAUCAGAUGCGUCUUUACUACAUUGACAAGGAGUGUGUCUUUGGGCCGGAGGAGAUGAAGUACCACACCAGAGCCCUCCACUCCUACAGUAUCCAGGACGGGGACGAACUCCUGGUGGUGCCUAAGGCUGGCCGAGGGACUACCACCACUGCCAAACCACUAUCAAACCUUAACUCCAAAACCUUAACUCCCCCGCCAUAAAAAUAGAAUUACUAGAACGGUCCACCUAUCAUGGCACAUUGACUUGAAUGGGGAUGCAGUUCUAGUAAUUAUAUUUCUAUGCUCAUACCCUUCCCCAUCCUAAUCUUGUCUGAAGAACUCCCUGCACCCCUCCUUACGCCCAUCCUAUGUUUUACAUUCAGUGUGGGACACACUAUCAGGAAUAACAGCGACUCUGACUCUGAUUCUGACUGGCUUGUGUUUCACCUCAGCACCACACAUGCACACACACCAAUUAAUCAGAACGAAUGUGUCUUGUAUGCUUCCCUCUAAAGGUGUGCAUAUUAUGUGUGACUGAGUCCCCUCUUCGUCUUGGUGUAACGCCUCUGCCCUUGACUCCUAAAAAGUCUAUAUUUCYGGGGAGGAGCACAGGAGAUAUUGUGGAGUACAACCACAGUAUCUUUUAUCUUUAAGACAAUCUCUCAUUUGCAUACCCUGUGGUGUGCAGAGGAUGUUGAUGAAAGGAUAUGGUAUACUGCUGUGCCACAGACUCUGUUUUGAGUGUACUAGGUUGAUUGUACUGUACCUAACGGAAGUCUUCAUCGCGCUGUGUCAUUCCACUUCCUCACAAGACCGAGCCAUAGUUUUUGAUGGGUUAUUCUAAGUUAGGUUUAGUUCUUCUACGUUUAGUUCAGUAAGAUUAGUAUUUUUGGAGGAUACUUGAUAUUCAAACUCAAAUCGUGCUGAGUUUUCAAAUUGUCUUUCUUUGGCCAGAUGUAUAGGAUAUUGAUGCCUCUGACUGAAAUCAUUGAUGUACCAUAGAGUGCUGCAUGAGACUGUUCUUUCCUAAGUAUGUUUUUAUGUCGUUUGUGUUGAUCCUUCCACUGUCUGGGACCGUCCGUACAUGUUAAGCCUAAAUUACGUUUGAACACCUAUUGACACGUUUGCUUCUGUGCCAGAGCCAAAGUAUCUCAAGUCUAUUGCAGACAGAGGCUUUGUGUGUUCACCAAAGAUUUGUAUGAACUCUGUGUACUGUUCAUUGCAUUGUUGAUGCAUUUUCCUUGUGUGUAAAGAGGCUCAUGCUUGGUGUUAUUUUUGUUAUUGCGAGGGCAAAGGUCACUAUGUCAGUAGCGGUUGUCUGGGACAGUAGAACUAAGGCAUUGCUUGGUACCUCACAGCUAAGGGACACCGCCACUUAAAAUCCCAAUUUACAGGCUGUUUGUUUCCCUGUUGUAUCUUAAUUUACAUAAUUUGUUGUAUUAUGUCAUCGUCUGAUUUGGAAGACAGUAAAGUAUUGGAAGAUGCACUUAGUAGAGCUAGAUCUCUCUAAAGAUUGGAAAUUAGACAAUAGCAACAUAUUUCAUACCGCUUGUUGUAUUUAUUUAGUCAUUACAACAUUGUAAUAAGCAGUAAGGGUCCGUUAUUUUUGGUAGGCAUAAUAUUUCUAUGUCGCUUAGAUGGCUACUUGGUCUACUCUAGACAGCUUCUCUUGGUUAGUGAACCCAUAUUUGAAUMUAGUCAGUAUGCACUGGCAAUCAAUCAAUCAAAUUUAUUUAUAAAGCCCUUUUUACAUCAGCCGAUGUCACAAAGU